AUGGGGAAGAAGACGAAGCCGGAAAUAGACCUCGCGCAGGUGCGCAAGGCGGUGGUGGCGCUGAAGAAGUACGCGGGGAAGCUCCAGGACGAGGGCAGCGAGCUCCUCCCGGACGGGGACGACUUUAUGUCUCUUCAGAUCGCCCUGCAGAAGAUGCCGGUGACGCCGCGGAAGGACAAGCCCGUGAGGCUGCCGGUGCCGCACCCGCUGUACGAGGUCGGGGGCUGCGAGGUGUGUCUGAUCGUCAAGGACCACAAGGGCGAGGGGCACGCGCUCGCGAAGGAGCUCCACGCGCAGAUGCAGGGGACGGGGAUCACCAAGAUUAUAGGGCUGUCUAAGCUGCGGACCAAGUACGAGUCGUUCGAGGCGAAGCGGAAGCUGUGCGCGUCGUACGAGGUGUUCCUCGCCGACGAGCGCGUCCUGCCGUCCCUGCCGAAGCUGCUCGGAAAGACCUUUUUCAGAAAGAAGAGGCAGCCGGUGCCUGUGGACCUGCGCGGGGCGAACUGGGGCGCGCAGGUGCGCAAGGCGCUCGGGGCGACGUACCUGUACCUGUCGCAGGGGACGUGCUUGAGCGUGCGGGUCGCGAGGGUCAAGGACGGCGUCGACGAGGCGGUGGAGAACGUCGCGGCGGUGGUGGAGCAGGCGUGCGAGAAGAUCCCGCGCAAGUGGGACAAUGUGUUGGCGCUGUACCUGAAGCUGCCUGGGUCAGCAGCGCUGCCGAUAUACCAGACGCUGCCGACGCCGCCGACGAAGAUCGAGUAG
Pedinophyceae sp. YPF-701 is the source of this 762-nucleotide messenger RNA. Lineage: Eukaryota; Viridiplantae; Chlorophyta; Pedinophyceae. The record is from the annotation of a GenBank genome assembly.